This is a messenger RNA of Coccidioides immitis RS, 2045 nucleotides long. RefSeq lists its product as uncharacterized. Gene Ontology annotation, cellular component: Cul4-RING E3 ubiquitin ligase complex. Bases 247 to 1761 code for a protein of 504 amino acids. The record is from RefSeq and is a predicted model, not a curated record. The transcript has 10 exons. Gene Ontology annotation, molecular function: protein binding. NCBI's taxonomy places the organism in Eukaryota, Fungi, Ascomycota, Eurotiomycetes, Onygenales, Onygenaceae.
GACGGCACACCACAAAGUCAUGCCAACCUCACACUGUUAGGACUAAGAUUCACCUGCUCAACUGCAUCACUUUAUAUAAUAGAAUACCAGGCCUUUCUCAAGGCCAACUUUUAUGAUUAUAUAAUUGGGUUCCUUCUCACGUGCGAUGAACUCUCCUUGGGCUGCUGCUGGGGAGCGUCCCCUGUUUUGCAUCCCUUGAGAUUGCUUUCUUCACCAUCCAUUUUUCUCGUUUGCAGACAAUCUUCAAUGUGUCAAAUGACUGGAGAGAACAGGAAGAUGGAAGUGCGCAAAAUUCCUGGGUUCUACUAUGACCCGGAUAAGAAAAGAUAUUUUAAGCUUCAGGAAAAUUACCAAGUUCCCCAAGGCUCCAGAUACUCGAGAGGGGAGGUUAGCAAGCGGGAAGAGUCUGUAGCGAAACGAAAGAAGGUUGAGUCGUUUGAAGAACGUCUGGCCUCGGAGAGGAUCACACCCUCAAGAAUUCUCCAUCAUCCUCUUUUCGGGAACUUGGGGCUCCAACGAGAGAUCGGACAGCAUGGACCACGUGCAAAUGCUUCUAUCCGCGACCGUAGCGAGGCCUGCGUUGGUCUUCUUGGGCGCAACACCCUCGUCGACGUUCGCUCUUGGAAUGCCGGGCUGACAGUGAAAAACGUGGAGAGAGACCCUCGUACAGCACGGCUUUUUACAACUCUAAAUGUAGCUGGUCCUUCUGGAUUUUGUGCUUUCCCUCCUCGAUCUCCAGAAUAUCCAUGGAGAUACGACCCUACAGACCACUGCCAUGAUUUUAUGGGCAGGCGUGAUGACUAUAUUGAAUCGAUUUCAAUUUCUCAUGCCGGACAUAUGAUGGCACUAUCUCAUAACCUUAUGGGCUUAAGCGUCAAUCUGACAAUUGGAAAGCUGCUGACGACGAAUGAUCCUGACUUUCGCCGAGGGGAGACGUUCGACGGACCUUUGGUUUGUGUUAGCCGUCCCGGAUGGUCGAACUGCAACAUUGCCCCUUCGCCGGAUACUGCUACUACUACGUUCACAGUGGGUUGUGGUAUGGACUUGAUUACUGUUUCCAACAACGAGAGUCAGUGGAUACUUGCCACAGCUAAGAAGUUCACAUCGCCUAUUCGAUCUGUCGACUGGCUCAGUCGAAAUGUGAUUAUUGCGGGUGCGACUAGUUCAAAGGUGUGGCUUUACGAUGUUAGAAGUCAAGGCUCAGUCGCCAGGCUCCAGCAUGCACAUGGCGUACAGUCUCUUAGAAAGCUAGACGACUGGAGGAUUGUCGUUGCUGGGGCGAAUCUUACACUGAGCAUGUACGAUCUUCGAUUCGCGUCUCACCGCACAGAUGACCGCCCUCGGCCUAAUAACCCGAGUCAUAAAGCGACUACACCCUAUCUGAACUUUCACGAUGUGCAGUGCAAUAUCUUUAAUAAUAUAGAUGUCUGUCCGGAACUGGGUCUUCUCGCUUGUUCAUCCGAACAACGAACUGUCCAGCUCUACUCGCUUGCCACGGGUAAGAGGCUCACACCUGACCGGGACUCGAGAUCAACUAGAGCCAUCCGUCAUUCACUUUUAGGAUAUAACUGUCCGGAAAACCUUGCAUCAUAUCAAUAUCCAGGACCGAUCUCUCUCGUGAAAUUCGACAAUUUGCCGGACCGCCUCGAUUUACUUAAAGAUUACGAGGAUGAUGAACGGGAUUUCAGCAAGGGAGGGGGCGCAGGAAUACCGAGCCUUUUGGUUGCUUCUGGGAGUGCCGUGGACGAGUGGCAUUUGUGAAGCGGGUCAUGCUCGAUUUUGUUACCUCCGUAUCGCCUUUUCUUCUUGGGUGUAGCCGGCGUUUUGACUUGGAACUUUAGGGCUAAUGAACAAGGAUAAAACCAUGGCGUAGUAUGGCUAGGCACAGGCCUUGGGUGCUCUUAGAUCGAAGGAUGAUCUUGGGUGACCACUGUUGUUACUUGAUAUGUCUGUACAUGUAUGAGUGAUACCCCAGUUUGCUGGAAAGUCUUUUUUACGGGGAAAUAAAUACCUAAAUGGAUUGGAUUUCAAUCGAUCUGCCUACG